CUCUCUCUCUCUCUCUCUCUCUCUCUCUCUCUCUCUCUCUCCCAGGAGCGCUACAGGCACUUGGCUGCCUUUUGCUUUUAUUUCACCCCUGAGCUGGGGGCCAUUGAGGGUCUUGCAGGCUCCCAAUCUCUUAAAAUUAGUUAUUCUCGUUUGGAGGGGUGAUUGAGGCGUUGCUGUCCAUCAUGUCGGUGAUGAGGAAAGAGAUGGAGAAGUACAGGGACAUAGACGAGGACGAGCUGCUGAAGAAACUGUCAGAGGAGGAUCUGCAGCGAUUAGAGGAUGAACUAGAGGAGCUGGAUCCUGAUAAUGCAUUGUUGCCAGCUGGGAUGCGGCAGAAGGACCAGACCAAGAAAUCUCCGACGGGAAUGUUUCAGAGAGACAACCUGCUGGCCCAUCUGGAGAAACAGGCCAAAGAGCAUCCUGACAAAGAAGACCUGGUGCCCUUCACAGGGGAGAAGAGAGGGAAAACCUUUGUGCCAAAAAAGAGGGUGGACCCCAUCAUGGAGAAUGUGACCCUGGAGCCGGAGCUAGAAGAAGCCCUGGCUAGUGCAUCUGAUGCUGAACUCUGUGAUAUCGCAGCCAUCCUGGGUAUGCACACCCUGAUGAGUAACCAGCAGUACUACGAAGCCCUGGCCAGCAGCACCAUAGUCAACAAGCAAGGCCUCAACAGUGUGAUCCAGUGCACCCAGUACAAACCAGUCCCCGAUGAGGAGCCCAACUCCACUGACGUAGAAGAGACCCUGUUGAGAGUGAAGAGAAAUGACCCUGACCUGGUGGAGGUCAACCUCAACAACAUCAAGAACAUCCCCGUUAAGACUCUGAAGGCGUACGCUGAGGCUCUGGUGAAGAACACUGUGGUGGAGAGGUUCAGUAUUGUAGGAACCAGGAGCAACGACCCGGUCGCAUUCGCCCUGGCAGAGAUGUUGAAGGUGAACACGACGCUGAAGAGCCUGAACGUUGAGUCCAACUUCAUUACAGGGACAGGAAUCCUGUUCCUCAUAGCGUCACUGCAGUACAACACCAUACUGCAGGAGCUCAAGAUAGACAAUCAGAGCCAGCCGCUGGGCAACAAGGUGGAGAUGGAGAUAGCCAGCAUGCUGGAGAAAAACACCACGCUGUUGAAGUUUGGAUAUCAUUUCACCCAGCAGGGCCCGCGCCUCCGAGGCUCCAACGCCAUGAUGAACAACAACGACCUGGCUCGAGUCGUCAGGUCGGAGUCGGACGGCUCCUUCACCCUCACUCUGUCUGUUCCUGAGCUGGAAAGGGCCUUUGGGAAAAAGUUCAAGUCCAAGACUAAUAAGAAAGAGAAGGCUUGAGGGAGGCCCCAUCUUGCCUAAGUGUCGGACGAAUGUGUAGAGACCAGGGCUGCCCUCGUUCCCCUUCGACCCCAUUCUACCAUCUUUCCAACCCCCGUCCUCUCCAGCCUCGCACCCUCCGAUGGCCUGCCCAGAAGACCACGCCCAUCGUUUCAGGUUCAAUGGUCUCUGAACUCUUUCUACUUUCCAGACUCUUUUUUUUUUUUUUUUUAGUAAAUAUUAAAGGAUCCAAUGGGAUUUACCAGCAGUGUCCUUCUGAGCUUUCAGUGCAAAAGACGAGAUUGUGUGCUUAUUUUUGUGCUCUGGAGUUUGAAUUUGUGACUUGGGUUCGAGGCGUGGGCCUUUGUAUCACCAGGGAAGGCUUUGCCGUUGUGAAUCCAUUAAUAUCUCCUUCGAGAGUCUAGAGUCCUUAAUAAAGGGGGCUGGAGGUGUGGUUUUGAAUGUGGGCCCACUGAAAGGUGACAGAACACUUUUAGAAAUCCCUGUUUCUAUUGAUGAGUUGAAUGAGUUCUAAUUAUUAAUAUUAUUAUUAUGCUGUAAAUGAGUUAUGCUGUCAUUACUGCUGUUCCCAAAAGCUUCUACUGUUGCUUCAAGGUUGACAUAAUAGGUAUUUUAUACCAAUUAUUCACCAAAGUCAAUGUCCCGUUUCAAUUCAUUAGACCUAAUAAAAACUCUGUGAUAUUGGAUUUUGACCUGAUGUCGCAGCCUUUUUAUCUAAUUCGGUGUAAACAGUAUUUUAGUGACUCACCGUCCUCAAAUACUAAGCUACAUAAAUUCUUCAGUAAUGGACUAUUAGAUUUAUAAACCUGGCUACUGUGAGAUAUUGUCGCUAUAUACGGAAUAUAUUUAUUUGUGACAGACCUGGUAAAGAAUCAGAAGCCACUCAAACACUUCAUUUCAUGGAUUGAUUGUGCUGGACAGCGUGAUAACUUGUGUAAAAAUGUUUCUGUAAAUGAAAAUGUACAGUCUAAUUACACUUUACGUUGUUAUACUAUCCAGCAUGUAUGUUAGCAGUCCCUGCAGAGCAUUCCCGCUAGCUGGGAAUGGCAACUGCCAACUUUUAUUUACUGACAUUAAAUACUCUAUGAACCCUCUGUAUUAUAUCCCACAAACACCGUGUUGUUUUAUAGAAGUUCUUGUCUACAAGUCAGACUGUAAUAACCCAAAGUAACAGCGAGUAUUUGAAUGGACUUCUGUCACACUUUCAACCAGGUCUGGUUUGUUGAUUGUUUGUGUUUACUUUACAUUUACUGGAGCUAAACUGUGUGGUUUGAUACAAAAUGUUUGGUACUUUCUGUUUGUUACAGGUUUCACAUUAACGCCUCAGUCCAGGUUGGGAAUAUUUCAGUGGACAGAUUUACAAACACAGGAAACCUCUAAUGUCUUUACAGCUGUCAGAUUACACAAGUCCAUCCAUUGUGUUUGAAUAAAACAAACCUUAACAGCAGUUUUAAAAAUGCUUGUUCAGCAGUGACGGGUCUUAAAUCAACACCGGACAUCUGAAAUAUUGUUUUACGCUCUGAUACUGGAUGAAUCCUUUAAGAGUUCACGACGGACAUGUUCUUCUUAUUGAGGGCGAAACAUGUCUGUGAAUACAUGUUUAUGUCCUUGUUACCAACUCCAACUACAUGCUGGUGAUGAUCUACGCUGCAGUGUAUUUUUGCAGCACUUAAUUCAACCUAACAGCACAAUGAACCGCUGAUGUCACAAGAAACUAGAGCUGAUAUGUUGCUCUCUGAGAAUAAAACUGCUCCAGUAAGAAUCACCUUCAAAUGCUCUGCACUCUUGUUACGUUUUAACGGCUCAAAAUGAAAUGUGUCUGUAUGUUUCCUGCUUAAAACAAAAGUUGCAGACUGGAAAGUAAAUCUGACCUGACCAUGUCAUCCAUGUUUCCUCGAUGCCAACAACUGCACCCGAUACUGACAGCAUGCUUAAGGGUCUGAUAACCCUUUUAAUGUUAUUUAAUAUCACUGCUUUGUUACUCUCUCAUCAGUGCUGUGGGUGUUGUUCAACAACUGGUAAUUAUGGAUGUAAACAUUUCUAAAACAAUAAUUAACUGAAUGCCGAGAGGCAAAAGAGGCCACUCAGUCUUUGUGUGUCCAGUUCUUUUUUUUUCUGUCUAGUGUUUUCUGAUAUUUUAGUGGUUGACUCUGUUUUGUUAGAUAGUUCACCUUUUUGGGUUGAAUUUUUGCAAAUAAAUGAAUAAAUAAAGCUUGAAAUAUGUCUUUGUGUACUCCCAUAUAUAGACAACAGUGCCACCCUGUGGCAAUAUGGAGGAAAUACACCAAGUCAACUUUGUUUUUACAAUUAACACUUGAAAUGACCAAUGGAAG
Molecule: messenger RNA, 3649 nt
Organism: Anarrhichthys ocellatus (wolf-eel)
Lineage: Eukaryota; Metazoa; Chordata; Actinopteri; Perciformes; Anarhichadidae
Gene: tmod1
Product: tropomodulin 1
Exons: 12
Coding region: 183-1316 (377 amino acids)
Biological process (GO): pointed-end actin filament capping; myofibril assembly; muscle contraction
Cellular component (GO): cytoskeleton; striated muscle thin filament; myofibril
Molecular function (GO): tropomyosin binding
Source: RefSeq, a predicted model, not a curated record